CUAAGAAUAUCCAUCUGGAGAGGGCAAGUGGCAGUUUUUUCUUGAUCAUCCCGUGCAUACUUUCUUCUUCUUCGUUUUUUCUUCUCUCCGUCUCUAGCCAAACCCCAUCUCCCGAUUUCUUGAAAAUUCAAACCACUCAUAAAACUCUUAUUGCAUGUUGUUGCAUGCCAUGAUCAAGAAUGUCGGAAAGGCGGGACCUUUUAUAUUUUUGAUGUCUUUUCGUAUGUAGGCUGUUGCCAAGAAUCGAGGAGGAGGAGGAAACAGAGGAGGUUUUGUCAAUCGAAAUUAACAACGCUUGGAAUUGGGUUUUUGCUUUGUUCUUUUUCCUCGUUUGUUUGUACGUUGAAGCUAUAUGGACGUAGCAAAACCCGAAACUAAGAGGCUUUAUCAAGUUUGGAGAGGAAAUAAUAAAUUCUUGUUUGGAGGAAGAUUGAUCUUUGGUCCCGACGUAGCUUCUUUGUUUUUGUCGUCAUUCCUAAUUGUCAGUCCAGCCGUGGCAUUCUGUGUAAAGAUCUUAUCUAUCAUCAGGCACCCGCUCAGUGAGAAUAAAGAUGCUGUUCCUUGGUAUUCUGUAAUCAUUGUGACUAUAGUGCUAACCAUGUUGGAUGUAUUCUUUCUCUUUAUUACAUCUAGUAGAGAUCCUGGAAUUGUCCCUAGGAAUAAAAAGCCUCCUGAAUGUGAUGAAACAAUUGAAAUAGACACUCCUUCAGUAGAGUAUGGUAGAACUCCUCAUUUGAAACUUCCCCGAACAAAGGAUGUGCUUGUGAAUGGACACACAAUCAAAGUGAAAUUUUGUGACACCUGUUUGCUCUACCGUCCUCCCCGCGUGUCUCAUUGCUCCAUCUGCAACAACUGUGUUCAGAAAUUUGAUCAUCACUGCCCAUGGAUUGGUCAAUGCAUUGGUAUACGUAAUUACAGGUUCUUCUAUAUGUUCAUCACAACAUCAACAAUCUUGUGCAUAUACGUAUUCGCGCUCUCGUGGUACAAUAUUUUCCACCGGCAAGGCAGUGUUUGGAAAGCCAUCACAAGUGAUUAUGUAUCAGAUGUUCUCAUCUUGUACUGCUUCAUUGCUUUUUGGUUUGUGGGUGGCCUGACAUUUUUUCACUUCUACUUGAUUUGCACGAAUCAGACUACAUAUGAGAACUUCAGGUAUCGAUACAGCAGAAAGGAGAAUCCAUAUAACAAAGGGAUGAUCAAGAACUUUAAAGAAGUCUUUCUCUCUGAAAUCCCACCUUCCCAGAACAAUUUCCGAGCAAUAGUAGAGGAGGAUGAAGUUACAGUUACGGAACUCUCCGACCACAGUUUCAUGGAUGGUAUCACUAGCUCAAAAGAAAAAACGUAUAUUGAAAUGGGAAACAAGUUUGGUGAGAACAGCAGUCUCACUCUUCCUGAUAUUCUGCGUAGUCUGGAAUUCGACGACAUUGAUGAAAACACAAAAGACAGAGAAGCAAGUGAAAGAUCUUACUCUGACCAGCUCGGUCCUCUUGAACCAGACUUAAAGGAGACAAUUAGUAGCUUGAAAGUUGAAAUUGAUGCCAAUGCGGAUGAAAAAUGUGACGGCAUGAUAUCUGAACAAACUAAAGCAUCAGCACAAGCAUAAAAUACAGUUAGGCAUGGAUGAAAAUAGAUAAGAAAAAAAAAAAAAAGAGGGCAUAAUGGACAUGUUGCGUGCAAAAGUUGGGAUCAAAAUUCGGAAAACAUACAACAGCAACGCAGCCCAUUGGCCACAAAGACACAGAUGCAUUCUAAGUUCAUUGCCGGCUUUCAACCUCGACAUCCAAGCUUGCAGCAGAAAUUACUGAAGUCAUAGACAAUGUUGUCUGCAAUAAUAUACAUGUUAUGCAAGAAAAUUGAGGGAGAAAUCAUGUGAAACUGAAAGACUGUAGAUUGGUUUUGUGAAUAGUGAUUCUCUCUUUGCCUCUGCUUUGUUGUUUCUCUCUUAAGUUCAGUGUCUGUGCGCGUGCGCUUGUAAAAUCUUGCACAAAAGUGACUCUUCUCAUUAGGACAUAAAAUUCUUGAA
This is a messenger RNA of Sesamum indicum (sesame), 2020 nucleotides long. RefSeq names its product putative protein S-acyltransferase 4. Gene Ontology annotation, biological process: peptidyl-L-cysteine S-palmitoylation; protein targeting to membrane. NCBI's taxonomy places the organism in Eukaryota, Viridiplantae, Streptophyta, Magnoliopsida, Lamiales, Pedaliaceae. Gene Ontology annotation, molecular function: protein-cysteine S-palmitoyltransferase activity. The record is from RefSeq and is a predicted model, not a curated record. Gene Ontology annotation, cellular component: endoplasmic reticulum; Golgi apparatus.